AAAUGGCUCAUAAAAUGACGGGUUGAUAUUUGUUUUUAAUUCCUUUCUCUUAUAGUGUAAAAUCGAUUGCAAUACACCACCAUGGAUUACAAAUUUGAGAUAGUUUGUAUUCUUCUUCUACAAACAAUGAUAAUGACAAGCCAAGAUGUGGCGAAGGUCAUUUGUGAGAAUGAGAAAUCAACCAUAGAUUGCAAAGGCCGGGAAAUCGUUGUAGUCAAUGCUUACUUCGGUCGUAGAGAUAGCACUACUUGCCUAAAGGCAGGAUGGAAAAACGAAAACUGUGAAUCAGGAGCAAAAUCAGCCGUCACACAAAAAUGUUUCCGCAGGCAAAGUUGCGAACUUGAGGCUAAAAGUUCUACUUUUGGGAAUGAGUGUACUAAUACGGCAAAUUACCUGAAUGUUACGUACAGAUGCAAAGAUUACCCUACAAAGUUAGUUCUUUGUCAGAAUUAUGAAGCAAAACUUAUUUGUCCUCAAAACCAGGACAUAUAUAUUACUAAAGGAUUUUUCGGACGAAGUAAUAAAGUCACAUGUUUCGUCGGUAAUGUCGGAAAUACAAAAUGCAGUGCCUCUGGCGUUGAAGAGAAGUUAAGAACACUAUGUGAUGGUAAAAGAGAAUGCUCAUUGUCCGCAGACAAUAACAAGUUUGGUAAUCCUUGCCCGGGAUUUACAAAGUAUUUAGAGCUGCAAUAUAAAUGUGUUUCGAUAAAACCGGCAUCAUCACCAGCAAUAGUAAAUAAAGACAAGCCUCGUUGGAAAGCGCUUACACUAUGUCAGAGCGAAGACCAUAAACUGCGUUGUUACAAGAGGUAUGGUAGAGUAAUCGAGGUAGUAAAGGUUAUGCAUGGGAAGACUAAUCUGGGAACUUGCGCAAAAGGAAGCAAAGCAACAUGUGAAUCUGUAUUAUCCAUACUUAGAAGACAAUGUGACGAUACACAUAUAUGUUCUAUUCAGCCUUCCAGUUUUGGUUUAGUUGACCUCUGUCACGAUAAAUCGAGAUAUUUGAAGAUAACAUAUAAGUGUAAGAUAGGAUGUUCCCGUUCUCAAUUUAAAUGCAGAUCAGAUAGAUCUUGUAUAUCAGAAUCCUCUAAAUGUAACGGUAAAAAGGAAUGUUCAGAUGGUAGUGACGAAGACAAUUGCUUCUUAACAACAACAACACCACCAAAACCACCACAAUCAAAUAUGCCAGCAGAUAACGAUGGAGACGUGAUGAAUAUUCAUAUAUGCAUAGACGACGAUCCCACGUUAAAAUGUGACAAAGCAAAACACACAGUCAUCGAUGUGACACAAGCAACAUAUGGGAGGAAUAGUGUGAGAACAUGUCCAAUGGGAAACAUCGGAACAACAUCAUGUGGUCCAGUAAAUAUUCUUGCUGAUGUUAAAACAGAAUGUAAUGGAAAACAAUCAUGCAGCAUAUAUGCACCAACCAAAGAUCCUUGUAAGGGAACAACUAAAUAUUUCAGGAUACAAUACAGAUGUAUAAAACGUACUUAAAAUCUGUUGUAAAUAUAAAAUCCUUUGACUUUUUGUUGUCUCCGACUUAAUUAUGAAAGGGUUAUCUACUUUUCAAUACUAUAUAUUGAUAUAGACGUUAUCAAGGUAGAAUAUAAACUAAAAGGAAUAUGAAAAGUUAAGGAGACAUCAUUCACAAUAAGAUGAAAAGCACAUGUUAUAAUUGUCCUAUGAAUAUAACAUUAUAUUAAACUAAUUAUUUCGAA
Mytilus californianus (California mussel) is the source of this 1718-nucleotide messenger RNA. Its product is annotated as LDL receptor repeat-containing protein egg-1-like. The record is from RefSeq and is a predicted model, not a curated record. NCBI's taxonomy places the organism in Eukaryota, Metazoa, Mollusca, Bivalvia, Mytilida, Mytilidae. Bases 82 to 1494 code for a protein of 470 amino acids. Gene Ontology annotation, molecular function: protein binding; carbohydrate binding. The transcript is spliced from 6 exons.